Molecule: messenger RNA, 2025 nt
Organism: Oryzias latipes (Japanese medaka)
Lineage: Eukaryota; Metazoa; Chordata; Actinopteri; Beloniformes; Adrianichthyidae
Gene: noxa1
Product: NADPH oxidase activator 1
Biological process (GO): superoxide anion generation
Molecular function (GO): protein binding; superoxide-generating NADPH oxidase activator activity
Source: RefSeq, a predicted model, not a curated record
CUUCCUGGUAGCAGGUGGGUGGAGGCUUCUUAAUGAUCAGACAGAGUUGAGCACGGCUCACACGGAGACUGGCAGGACGCUCAGCAGCCGGACACCCGGGAGACAGCGUUCCCGAUCGCCAAAAUGCUUUACGCCGAGUUACUGAAGCUGUGGGACGAGUCCGUGCAGGCCAUGGACAGCCGGGACUGGCAAGGAGCUCUGGAGAAACUCCAGCAAAUCCAGGAGCCCACCUCCCGCAUUCUGUUCAAUGCCGCCACCGCUCACCUGGCCCUGGGACACCUGGACAUGGCUCUGAAGUGUUUAGAUCUCACCAUCUCCAAGGACGAGCACUUAGCCGUUGGCUUCUUCCAGAGAGCGGCGGUGAACAUGCAGCUGGAGAGGUUGGAGGACGCUCUGUCAGACUGCAUCUGGGCCCAGAAGCACAUGAGAAAGAACACAGUCAUCGACUACAAGCAGCUGGGACUGCGGUUCAAACUCUACAGCUGGCAGGUGUUGCACAAUGCAGCAGCUGCGUACUGUCGGAUGGGCCAAUGGGAGCAGGCCACGGAGGUCCUGCUGCAGGGAGGAGGGGCGGGGCACCUGGAGGCUGCUCUGGACAGCAUUGAGAGGAGGGAGCUCCCCACCCCUCUGACGGUCCCCGAGAGUCUGGUGUUUCGUCCCAGGAAACAGGAAGUGGAGCAGCUUCAAAAGAAAGACUUCCUGGGAAAAGCAAAGGUGAUCUCUUCGCUGAUUCCUAACGAUGAUUUUGGAGGCUUUGAACCUCUGAGGCAGCAGAGGCCGGGUUUCUAUGAGCCGAAGGCCGACAGAGCUCAAGAAUCUCGAUACAUGCGAGUGCGGACCCCAUACAUGGCCCGGGCACCAGAGCAGCUGACUGUACCAGGGGGGGUGGUGGUGUUUUUAUUUGGGGAGGAGGACCGAGAUGGAAUGAUAAAUGUCAUUUAUGAUGGACAGAGAGGUCUGCUGCCUGUCUUCCUGCUGGAACCUGCUGAAGUCAACGCCCCCAAAGCCAAAAAUGACAAUAGAGUUCCCAGUGGAAUCCCCCUCCCACCCGGACUCCAACCACCCGGUCGGCCUCAGGCCAAGCUUGGCCCUGCCGCUCCUUCUCGAGAAACUCCACCUCCAUCCCCCAUCACUUCACCCCACGCCCCGCCCUCCUCCACCUUGCCUCUGAAGCCUGCGGCCAGCACAGGACGAGUCCAGCAUUCAGGCCCACCGGAGGAGGGAUCUGUGGUGGUGAAGGUCCACUACACGUACACGGUGGCUGUGACCGUCCCCCUGAACACUCCUUACCACGAGCUGAAGCAGCGCAUUGCUCAGAAACUGGGCCAUCCAGCGUCUGAGCUGUGCCUCAGACACAAACAGCAGGGCUCCCACCUGCUGAGCCCUCUGAGCGGGGAGCCUGGCGGCACCGUGCAGGACCUGGCUGUGGCCGGCAGAGCCACCCUGUGGUGCCAGAAAGAUGACCCCUUGGUCAACCGACACAUCCUCUACCAGAUGGUGGCGCUGUACAACUAUGACGCUCAGGGUCCAGAAGACCUGGAGUUCAGUGAGGGAGACACCAUUGACAUUCUGAGUGAAGUUAAUGAAGAAUGGCUGGAGGGACAUUGUGCUGGAAACGUCGGCAUCUUCCCCAGCUGCUUUGCCUACAGGGAAAACAGCAGCCUUUACCCCUCUCACAUUUAAAGUCUGAGCGAUCCUGUGGCAACAUCAUUGACUGUACAUGGAACUGGAAUGAGCGAGUGUGACCUCAACAAUAGAAAACUGUUUACUUCCAGCUCCAACCAAAUCAAGCAAAUCCAGUAGGCAUUUUUCUGCCAUACCGACGCCGCCAUGUUGGAGCCAGACAAGGUUAGUAGGCAGUGAUUGGUCUGAGUCUGUCUGAGGCACCGUUUCUAUGGCGACCACUGUCUCCAGUCAUAAGUUAGCUUGUUGAAAGUCCACACCCCUUCCACUGAAGGCAGCUCUGGAGAAUCUGUCAAACCAUGAUGGAGGUGGGGGCCAGUGGGCACCACAUGCUUUUACUGA